This is a messenger RNA of Babesia bigemina, 1329 nucleotides long. RefSeq lists its product as hypothetical. The record is from RefSeq and is a predicted model, not a curated record. The transcript has a single exon. The coding region runs from base 1 to 1329 and encodes 442 amino acids. NCBI's taxonomy places the organism in Eukaryota, Apicomplexa, Aconoidasida, Piroplasmida, Babesiidae.
AUGGCAGAUUCUACAACAGAUGAGCAAUCAGGAAAUGCAGAUACACUGUCUAAAGGUAUUGCGUUCUACGAGGGCAAUGAGGAUUGCGCGAGGCAGAUCGUGGGCCUCUCAAAGUUACAUCAAAUUGCUACUGACAUGACUUGGGAAUUGGGUGGCAUCUCAGUUAAUAUAUCUAUAUCUAAGGCUCCGUAUGAUUUUAAGGAGGCAGAGUUAAGGGAGUGCUGUAAAUUCUUAGAAGUAGCUAGAGGUGUAACGGCGGCCACUAAAGAGUACGUAUAUUUAGCACGUCUGUUGGAUUUAUACCGGACCAACAUCGCGGAAAUUCGAGAGUUGCGGCGGUCUCCGAUAUUCGAGGCUGCAGCCAGCAAAGCUUUAAAUGAUGUGGCGCAGGAUUUUGAAAGCAAAGAACAGUUCGCACGCAACGUUCUAGAAUUCGACGUUUUAUCAGAUUAUGUGAUAAAGAUACGAGAAGUGGAAGAGUUCAUUCGAAGACACACGGGUCGAAAAAUUUAUCCGUAUCGCUACACAGUGAAAACGCCAGCGGUGUCAAGUGAUGCAUGCUUCGUCGCAUCAAAAGUUGGGAUUGGUUCGGACCCUCCGAAGUCACAUAACACCGGCGUGAGUACCGACUGCGCGUAUGAAUGGCUCCAAACAACUUCCUCCGGAACGGCACCGGAUGUGAAUGCACUAUCGCCAAGUGUAACCGAAGUCACGGACACCAGACCCAACGCUGCAACAACCGAGGCUGAGGAGCUUACACCGUCGCAGGCAUCCAAUGCGAUUGAACUGACUCCAAAGUCACAACAUAGAGAACCGGAGGAGCCAACAACAUCGCCAGGAAAGCCCGAAGUAAAAGAUACCGUAUCAUCACUUUCACCAGCUACUGCUUUUGGCGAGCCAACCAUCCUGCCAGAACCAUCUACUGCUUUUGACGAGACAACCAUUCCGCCAGAACCAGCUACUGCGUAUGAGACUGCCAUCCCAUCAGAUGCAACUGCUUUCUACGAGACAACCAUUCCGCCAGAACCAGCUACCGCGGAUGAGACUACCAUCCUGCCAGAACCAUCUACUGCUUUUGAUGAGACUACAAUUCCACCAGAACCAGCUACUGCUUUUGAUGAGACUGCUCUCCCACCAGUGGCAACAGGGCAGCAGGUAACGGCUGGAGGCAAUGAGGAGAUUCAAUCAAAAAUUGGGGGCAUGGGGAGAUACCUCUCAAGAGAAGCGGUCCGGCAAUCAGGUCGUAUGCACUUGUCGUCGGAUGUAAUGAUGCGCAUCGGUGUUACUCAAACCAUUGUUGCACUUGUUAUAUUAGCAGCUGUGGUUUAA